Molecule: messenger RNA, 4092 nt
Organism: Thunnus maccoyii (southern bluefin tuna)
Lineage: Eukaryota; Metazoa; Chordata; Actinopteri; Scombriformes; Scombridae
Product: very low-density lipoprotein receptor-like
Exons: 13
Coding region: 51-2048 (665 amino acids)
Molecular function (GO): calcium ion binding; protein binding
Source: RefSeq, a predicted model, not a curated record
UCAUAUUUGCGCGCCGCGCUGCAGCAGCAGCGGUGGAGGACACAUCGAGCAUGGGACACCUGAGAGUUCUAUUUAUUCUGCUCGCCUCGUUAACCUGGCACCAUCUUUUAGGCGCUGCAGGUCACUCUCUGCCUGCUUGCCAAGACCAGCUGGAGUUUAGGUGCAGCGAUGGUUUCUGCAUCCAGAGACUGAGGGUGUGUGAUGGACACCCCGACUGUGAGGACGGAUCAGAUGAACAUAACUGUGGUCACCUGUGGUGUAAGAAGGAUGAAUUUGCCUGCAGGAGCAGCAGACGGUGUAUACCUACACGUUUCUUUUGCAACGGUGUGGACGACUGCGGUGACGGGAGUGAUGAAGCUUCCUGUCAGAACUGCACCACUGGUUUCUUCUCCUGUGGGCCGUCUGACGCCUGCCUGCCCAGACGCAAACUGUGUGACGGGCGGAUGGACUGCAAAGACGGGCGGGAUGAGACUCAGGAGAUGUGUGGUUUGGCUCGGCCGCGCUCACAGACCUCUUCCAUGUGUCCAGCAUCUCAGUUUCAGUGUAGAAAUGGGAAGUGCAUCAGCCAGAGCUGGAGGUGUGACCACUCAGCAGACUGCUCUGACGGCAGCGACGAGGACAACUGCGAUCAGGACGAGUGUCAGGUUAAUAAUGGAGGCUGUUCCCAUCGGUGUGUGGACAUGACGAUGGGUUUCUACUGCGACUGCCCCGAGAACAUGAGGCUGGUUGGCGACAGCCAGUGUGAGGAGGUUGACAUGUGCCUGGAGAGCGAUGUGUGUGACCAGCUGUGUGUUCACAUGAAUGGCAGCUUCAGCUGUGACUGCCACGAGGGUUACCAGAUGACUCCAACAACCAGAGAGUGCAAGGCCAAAGGGAACGAGGCCCAGCUGGUUUUCACCACUUCUAAAGAAAUACAAUGGAUAAACAUCACUGGCGCAGAGUCUGGGCAACUAACUUCACAUUUAUCAGGACUGGGGCCCGUGGCAGCCCUGGCCUCUGACCGCACACUGUACUGGGCCCAGCAAGGACGAGGAUCCAUAUACAGGAUCUCUAUGGACGGAAAGCUGCAGGAUGCUGCAUUGGUGCUGAAAGUUCAAGGUUCAGUGUCGGGUCUGGCUGUGGACUGGAUCCACCAGCUCCUCUACUGGACCAGUAUGGAGGUUGAUUCUGUUAACGUCGGCCUGCUGGAUGGCUCGGCACAGCGUCAGCUGGUCACAGGACUAGACAAGCCUUCUGCAGUGGCAGUGGAUCCUCUACAAGGGCUGCUCUUCUGGGCAGAGUGUGGCAGAUCUCCAAAAAUUGAGAGGGCGAGUUUGGAUGGCCUGGACAGGACGGCUCUGGUCAUUUCCUUAAUACACCGCCCUGUCGCCCUCUCUCUGGAUUUGCCUCGCCAGCUGCUGUACUGGGUUGAUCAGGGAAUGAGAAGCAUCUCCAGAGUAAAUUUAGAGGGCCGUCACCGUAAAACAGUGGUCGAGUCUAACGGUUAUCUGGACCGGCCCUUUGGACUGGCUGUGUUUGAGGGUUUUGUAUACUGGAGUGACGAAGUUACGCACUCUGUCUGCCGCGCUAACAAGCACAACGGCGUCCAUUUCCAAGUAUUGCUGAAGAAUGCCACCUCCCCAGGCGGUGUGGUCAUCAUUCAGCCCGUUCUACAACCAACUGGGAAAGCUGCAUGCGGACGUACCGGAACGGUGUGCCAGCACAAGUGUGUCGUCGACCUGACUUCUGAGACUCAAGGCUUCAUCUGCACCCCUUCAGAAACGGGAAAAAACAGAUCUCAAGAAAAACCUGCCAUUUCUCGCACUGUUCCUGCUUCAGCUUUAACUGAUCCUGCGUUUGCUGGAAUCCUUUCUCUUAUCAUGUUCCUCGGUUUGCUACUGGUGGGAAUGGCUUUGUGGUGGUGGAGAGAGGAGUUCCGGCCUUCCAGGACUCUGACUGUGCAGAGCUUCUCCCUCAAAGAGUCCCAGGACCCGCUCAUCCAGCCUGCACCCACGGGUCCAAACACAUGUCUCAUCAAGGAAACUCUGCUUAAGCUGGACGGUGAAUGAAGAAGGUGUGACACAGAUGGUCAGCUGACUGUGCUUUGUCCAGUGCUGUCUCGAUCCCCGCUACGACCUCACGGCUGACAUGAGAGCAAGACAACAAAACAAGUUCAUGACCCUGUCGUGUCCCAACUGCCUCAUGUAGUUAAGGUCACUGAAGAAAUGAUGUGUGAUGUGGUAAAUCUUAGUUCAGAUGAGGGGAAAGGUUUUCACACAGUCAUUUCUGUUGUACGUACCUUCAAUUUUGAAGGAAUAUUACUUUCAGCCCAAGUGGCCUCAGAUUACUUCUGGUUGUGGAUGAUGAUGAUGAUUCAUGUUCACUCUGACAGCUGUGAGCAUAAUUGAACAAGAAUACAUCUUAUUUAUUAUGCUUUGAAUAUCAGUACAAAUAAACUAGAAUUUUUCACCUUAUUUCAUUUUUCAUACCCUCUUAUCAUUCAUUUUGUUCGGAUUACCAGUUGUGUUACAGCUGAUCGUCUCUAAGACGAUCAGUGGAAAUAUCCUUUUCAAAUAGAGCUGAAACAAUUAGUUGAUUUCUCAGUUAGUUGAUCGACAGAAAAUUAAUCUGCAACUAUUUUCAUAAUUUCAAAAUGUCAUUUGCUGGUUCCAGCUUCUCAAAUGUGAUGAUUAUCUGCUUUUCUUUUUCUAUUAUGGUAGUAAACUCAAAUAUCAUUGAUUUUACACUGUUGAUAAGACAAAACAUUGAUUUUAGAGACAAAACAGUCGGUUCUUCAUUUUCUUAAGAAAAAUCUACGUUCAACUGGUAUGUUCAUGGCCUUCAGAAUUUAUUAGUUAGAGACUGUGUUCGGUCAGAGAGAUGUAUUAUUGCCUUGGGAAUGUAUUCUCCCCUUUGCUCAAUCAGCAAUCUGGAGUCUAAUUAUGACAGAAAAAUGGAGAGUAUCUGAGCUCUGGAUUAAAGCUCUUAAGCUUUCCACGGCUGAAAAAAGGCAACGUUUCAGGUCUAAAAUCAGAAUUUGCCUGAAAACCUGAAAAAUAAGGUUUUGACAGCUUUCAAUUCAAAGCUCGGAUAGUGUCCAUUUUUUUUACUGCCUUGUUUCUGUUAUCUUGCACCAAAACUAAAUAUACUGUAGGACAGCUUUGCACACAGCUACCUUUCUGCAAUAUGGAGUAUAUUAUCAAAAAAUUCAAGAGCUGGCUGUGAUGAUUAAUUGAUUCACAACUUCAUGGUGUCUUUUUGCAGUCAAAAAGUUAAUUUAAAAGUGGCCUUUUAAUGUUUGAUUGAAAGCAGUAGUAGGUUUGAUUCUCACAGAGGCCAUAUAUAAUAAACACAUGGAAUUGUGGUAUUGUGACCUACUUCUGAUAAACCUCAUCCAUCAAAGGAGGUUACAGUACAGACGUCUUCAUUGUUAACUCCAACAUGUCAUUCAGUAAUUGUUGCAAGAGACGUUCUACUCUUUUUUUUUUUUUUGAGUCUUUGAACGUUGAAAGGAUUGAGCUGGUAGUGAACCAUAGUUCAUAUUAGUAUUAAUAUAAUAUUAAUGCUAGAUAAUAAAUAGAGGAAUAAAGGUUGGCUUGUUCAAUGGUUACCGCUGUACGUUGUGUGUGUGUGUGUGUGUAUGUGUGUGUGUGUGUGUGUGUGUGUGUGUGUGUGUGUGUGUGUGUGUGUGUGUGUGUGUGUGUGUGUGUGUGUGUGUGUGUGAACAGUGUCAGCGGUUGCGGGUUAGCUGUUUUUAUGCUGUCUGGGAACUGGUGCUGCAAUGGGAACAAAUACGCGUUUUGUUUUGUUAAAUGGCUCCUGCUGACUUGUGCACAGAGCCUGCUUGUUAUAGGUGUGAAUGUUUGUUUGAUUGCUUUGUUUGAAUUCAGUAUUUUUGUGUUAUUUUUGUUUCAAGGAAAUCCUCUGUAGAUAUAAAAAUCCAUUGAGAAAUACUUCUAUAAGUGUGCUGAACCUGCUGAGCUUUGUGGUUGGUAUUUAUUUUAAGAGAGUUUUAUUUAUUUUCUGGUAGAAUUACAGUUAUUGCAUCACUGUAUUUGUACCACGGAUAAAACUGGCUGUAGAUUAAUUAAAUAAAGUUUUUUUUCUUUCUUA